Messenger RNA from Ostrea edulis (European flat oyster), 4698 nucleotides. Its product is annotated as leucine-rich repeat-containing protein 24-like. Gene Ontology annotation, molecular function: protein binding. The transcript has 3 exons. Lineage: Eukaryota; Metazoa; Mollusca; Bivalvia; Ostreida; Ostreidae. Bases 1777 to 3780 code for a protein of 667 amino acids. The record is from RefSeq and is a predicted model, not a curated record.
UUAAAAAUAUGGAAAGGUGGAAUGAACAUUUCUCUGAUUUGUUUAUCUGCUGAUGAAAAUUUGCUUUAUUAAAAAGUUAAUUUUUAAAAAAAAACUACCAUUGUUAUACCCAUUAUGUUUUUCACCUCUUGUAGAAAUUCAAACCAUAAAAUGUAUAAAUAUAAAAUAUAUAUUCAAACCAUUGGAAUUCAUAAUGAUACAUGUAUAUCUAAUCUUCAAAAUAUGUAACUAUUGUAUUUUCAUAUCAAAAUCAGGUGUAUAUUCUUAGCUUAACAAUUCUAUGUGCUUGGCAUGAAUCAAUACAGAAUAGAAUGGUGUGACUGCUGAGGCAUAGAUCAAUAUGAAAAUCUCUGCUCAUUACUUCCUCCUGUCAAUCAUUUAAAUAUUACACCUCCUGACUUUAGCUGUAUCUUUUCGUAUUGUGAUCGAUGGACUUCAAUCCCAGGACAUGCAAAGUGCAAGAACAUGAAAAUGUUUGUACAAACAAUAUUUCAUCGUCAUUCAUAUUUCUGAAAAUACAUGUAUCGCACAAAAGAAUCAUAUAUAUAAUGUUCACCUCACUACUCAGUUACAUCAAUUAAUUAGAAUUUAAAGACUGAAAUACAGAUUUAUAUUAUGAAAUGGAGAAAAUCCCAUGGAUAUUUGAGAAGAUUUUCUUUAUUAAAGGGGAACAGUGAAAAACACAACGUGUUCGGAAAUGUCAUUGUGGGCCAUCAACGUCUAGACUGAAAUUGCACACGUAAUUCAGUAUAAUACAAGGUACAUGUCAAGUCUUCAGUCACUAGACAUUUAAUUUCAUCUGGAACAUCUACGCUUGUGUUUUGAAACGGAAAUGCAAAUUUUGAUUACUGUCAGACAGUUUACUUGUGCAGUAUAUGCACAAGUUAAAAUCUUGUCUGAAAAAGAAAUGGAGGGGUGUUCACUUUGAAGGUUGAAAACCACAGGAUAUAGGCACACACGAUGUAGAAAUUUUUAUGAGGAUUUUCCCCAGCAUAAUAUUGGAAAGAGAGGUUGGAAGAAAGGAGGUGAAAGAUCGAGGUACCAUCUUCAUCUGAAGAGCGCUUUAUGACUAGCAUUAAUCAUUGACCUCAUCACAAAGAGAGGAGUUUCUUUACUGAGAGAGAGAAUUGUGCGUCAAAUUAACAAAGUCUUCUGUAAAAUUAGCACCACCAACACAGAAAAAAACAUAUGUGAUCUGAUGAAAGGAAAUAAAACACUGUUUUAUUCAUUUCCAUGGCUGGGUUCCAUUGAAGUCUGAAGGCAUUCCUUCUGAACACAGGAGUAAUAAGAGAGACUAACUGCCAUUGAUCAUUAUAUUCCAUAACACACAUUCCCAUGGUGACAAUGACCAGAGUUCACUCUGAUAUCACUGGAUGAAUUCAAAAUAAUUCUGCAGAUCAAUUUUCCCUUGGUCCAUGUGAAGACACUGACAAGAAACAUUUUAUUGGAAUCGGAAUUAAGUUGACUCAUGCGUCAGUCCACCAGUGUGCAUGCAAUUGUGAAUGUUUUUAGCAUCUGUUACAGUGUGUAGUUGCAUCCAUCAACAGCUAUUUUUUGUUAUUUCAUUACAUGUGAAUUUGAUCAUGAGUGUGGGAAUCUACACCAAUUGCAAAAUUUUGUGCUGUAAAAAGACAGGAUGGUGUGUGUGAAAUUUGCUGGAAGAACUGGAUGAAAUUCUUCUUUCUGGAUAAUUACAAGUUUUUCUGGCAAUGAACUGGCAGAGAACAAAACUCUGUUUUUGACUAAUUACACAGGAUUACAAAGCAGAAUAACAAUAUGGAGAGGAGCACCCAAUGCACAAAGACUCAAGUCUUGAGAGUAAUAUUCAUGAUUGCUGUGAAUGUCAUCUUCAGUAUGGCACAUGAUUGUGAUGUUAGUUACGGAGCUGACAUGAAAGCAAACUGCAGUGCUAGAGGGUUAAAGUUUAUUCCUUACGACUUGCAGCAUAAUAUUGGUUCCCUGGAUUUACAACACAACAAUCUUGGAAUCAUUGAGGAAAAUGCAUUUGUCAAAUAUGAUCAACUAUACUCCCUAAAUUUAGAGAAUAAUUCCAUUACGGAAGUGAAAGCCAAUGCAUUUCAGCUACUCAGGAGACUGAAGUACUUAGAUUUAUCUCGAAAUAAACUCAAAACAGUGCCAUCUGGAGCAUUUACCGAUUUAGUCUCCUUACUCCUAUUAAAUUUACGAGGAAAUAUGAUCUCAAACAUCAACGAUAACGCAUUUACAAAACUACAAUCUCUAGUAGAACUCAAUUUAGAUGGAAAUUACAUUGAAAACAUCGAGCAAGAUGCCUUUAAAGGAUUAAACUUUCUACAAGUUAUUGAUCUACAAAAUAAUGCUCUAAAAACUUUGACAGAAGGGGUAGUGCAACACCUGACGCACCGCAUGAGAGAAUGGAGAUUGUACAAUAAUCCAUGGUAUUGUGACUGCAAGAUUAGAUGGCUUUACUCUUUUUUAAAAGGGGGCAAAAAUUCAAAUUUAUCAUGGAAAUUCAGGGAAGGUGAGCCCAUGUGUCAAGGACCCCCACUGGUAAAAGACAAAUACUUUUCUCAACUGAACCAAAGUUAUUUUGUGUGCCAAAUUGUCAUGUACUCAAGUGGUCACCGAAAAGACGCUAACCUUGGAGAAAAUGUCAAUAUUCUCUGCAAAUAUUUUUCCAAUCCCUUUAUCCAGCCUUUAUGGUUAAAAGAUGAAGAACAAAUUGAACCAUCUGAUGGAAAAAUAAUCAUCCAUACCACUGGGAAAGAAACUAUUACAAGUAUUUUGAGAAUAAAGCACUUUCAGUAUUCAGAUAUAGGGGAGUAUAAAUGUUUUCUCGAGAAUGCUAGAGGGUCAAAAUUCAUCUCCUACACUUUGUCUGUCCCAGGGCUGGAUCCAGAGAAUUUGCCCACCACUCCUGAGAAUUCUUCUCUCCAGCCUUUGGCUAUUUCUGAAUCUCAGAGCCAUGACAGAGGUCCAGACAAAAAGACCAUCAUUAUCAUUGUGUCGGUAAUAUGUGGAUUUAUAUUUGUUUCCAUCAUAGUUGGAUUACUUGUUUAUGUUUGUGUUCGUAUAAAGCGUAACAAAAGAUUACGGAAGGAGGAGCGGAGUUUGACAUUCAAAGAGCAUCUGAAAACAACAAUUCUCAGUGAAUCUACUAUAAGGGAGUCCAAAAGUGAUCUUAAACUUGAGACAAUAAGUGUAGAGGAGAAACCUAUUGAAAAACAACCUUUGCACUCUAAGGAAGGUGAAGAGAGAAAUGGCAUCAAUACAUAUGUGUCAUUCAAAACAGAAUACCCAGAAACAGAGGACCAGUUUUAUUCUAGUACAAACACAAACAGAACUAAAGAAAGUGAUAGUUCGAAUUGUGAAUCUACUUCUCCCUUACUGGAGAAUUUCUCCCCCAUUAGGAGUGAUUCUUACGAUCCUUUAUAUGAAUCUACCCCAAACUCAUUCUAUAAUAUGCCCAAAGCCAGCACAUUGAACUCUAGGUACCUGAAUUCAGACAGCUCUUAUGAUACAUAUUUAUCUUAUACCCCCUAUAGCACCUUGUCACAUACUGGCCCAUAUUCUCUGCCACCUCAUGGACAUAUUGCAGGAAUACUGCCCAGCAAAAGGACUAGUGUGUCAGCAGGCUAUUUAAACUCAAUACCUCCCAAAAAGCCACCUCGGUUAUUCCAUUCUAGGGAUAACAUGUCUCUUACAUCACAAAAUUCUCAAACAAGUGAUUAUGGUGAACACAAGCUAAAACUGUCUCUACCAAAGCCAGGAACAGUGGAUAAUUAUGGGACAGCUGUGUAGAGCCUGACCUUCUCACCUGCCAAAAUGUAGUUCAUAAUAUACCAAAGUAUUCUUUUAUAACAAGUACCUGCAAAGUUUCAAAUUAGUGCAAUGGGGUAAUGUUAUACACAUGUUGAUUAUUUUUAUACUGAAUCUGCAGGUUAUCAUUGUUAUUAUCUCAUGACUUAAGAGCAUGCAAUGUACAUGUACAAUGUGUACAGAAGACUAACGAAUUGUAUACAUUCCAUUUGAAUUGUGGUAUGUGAUGAAAGCUACAUCUUGUCCAUGAGUGAUCACAUACAACAAUUUCUUGUUUCUAUUCUACAAAAAUACUUGAAAAGUGUAAUGAAAUACAAGAAAAUUACUACAUGUUGGCAUUUCUUCAAGUUAAUUACCCAGGGAUGUGUUUUAUCUUCAAACAUUUGGGUGUAUAUUUACAUAUCAAGCCUGGAGCUCGGAUGCUCUUGUUAUAUUAAGAAAUUUGAUGGAUUGACCAAUUUCACUUGCCAAACUUUUGUGUGGUUCAUGCCAACAUCUCACAAAAAAUUUGUAAACAUUUGUGUUCUUUUUAAUCUCUCUGAAAGUAAAAAAAAAAAGAGCCUGGGAAGCUUUUGUUUUAUUCUUUUGCAAUACAAGGUGACACAGUGCUUUUUAUUAUGCAUGCCUAGUUUUAUUGUAUAUACAUAGUGCUACAGUUUCUGAUAGCCAGUCUCAAACAAAAGAAAACUAAUUUCAUGCAUUUUUUUUUUCCUGCUAUCAAUUAAUCAGGAUUAUAAGCACUUUCUUACUUACACUGAACAUGUCAUAGAUGAGAUAUGACUGGUGUACAAAGGGAGCUUUUGUUCGUCAUUUCAACUUGUGCGUUGUUUUCAUACUUGUGCUGUAUGUAUUAGUCUCACAGAAUGCUCAAUUUCAGACAAAUAAUAAAUUUUGCUUGUU